Venturia canescens is the source of this 4245-nucleotide messenger RNA. Its product is annotated as UNC93-like protein MFSD11. Lineage: Eukaryota; Metazoa; Arthropoda; Insecta; Hymenoptera; Ichneumonidae. Bases 300 to 1685 code for a protein of 461 amino acids. The record is from RefSeq and is a predicted model, not a curated record. The transcript has 2 exons.
UGCCUACUGCUGUUGAGCGUACAAAAGCAAACUGUAGCAAAAUACGACGGGUUUUCGUAUUAUAUCGUAUAUUGCUACUCGCGUGUAGCCGAGCAGUCAAGCACCUUUCAAAAUAAGGGAAACCACGUCACUCGGAUGCGGAUAGCGGCGCUAACAACAACCCAUCCCGAGAUACGUAUUUCACCCCAAGUCGGAAGAAUAACGAAACUCAAAAGAAAAAAGAACAACUAAAAAUUGAAAAAAAAGAGUAGUAAAUUUCUAAAGAAAAACGUGCAAUAUUUAACUGUAAUUUAAACAAAAUGGCGAUCGAUAGAGCAUUUUUAAAUGUGAUAACACUAAGUUUUGGCUUCAUGCUUGUGUUCACCGCUUUCCAAACCAUGGGCAAUAUCGAGGUUACGAUAUUGCAGAGCAUCACGGAGGACGAUCCGAGUUUUGUGGGUACCGGGUUCACGAGUCUGGCAAUAGUAUAUUCAGCGUUGGCGUUGUGCAAUUGGCUAGCGCCAUCGUUUAUAUCGAUGAGCGGUCCUCGGGUAGCGAUAUUCACGGGUUGUUGUUGUUACGUAUUUUUCAUAGGAAGCUUUUUGGUGCCGACGACGGAACUGUUGUACACCGCGUCGGCGAUACUUGGCUUCGGUGCGGCGUUAAUAUGGACGGGUCACGGUCAAUAUUUAACGGAAAACAGUAACAGCCACACCAUGUCGCGAAACGCGAGUUUGUUUUGGGCGAUAUUCCAAUCGUCUUUUUUCACGGGAAAUCUCUUUGUUUACUUCAUGUUCACCGAAUCGAAAAUAGAGGCGGGCACGAGAAAAUUAGUAUUUUGGGUGUUGAGCGGGUUGGCAUUGGGCGGAACUAUUAUACUCGGAACGUUGCGCGCGCCGCCACCGAGGUUGUCGAUCGGUGAGGCAGAGGGCGUUUCGAGCGCGGACAAAGAAUUGGCCAUACCGGAGCCUCGUAGAGAACGAAGUUGUCGCGCUGCGUGGCACGCUCUUCGCGACGCUUUCAAGCUCUUCUUGACUCCGCAAAUGUUGUUAUUGUCGUUGACUUUUGUAUACACGGGAUUGGCGUUAACCUUCUUUUCUGGCGUGUACUCGUCGAGCGUUGGCUUUACAGUAGCGAUGGGGGACAAUCGCAAGAGCCUCGUCGGACUUUCGGGCAUUUGUAUCGGAGUCGGGGAGGUCGUCGGCGGCACUCUUUUCGGUGUUUUGGCCUCCCGUGCAGGCGGUUGUUCCGGUUGGCCUGUCAUCGGAAUUGGAUUUAUAAUCAGUUUGUUUGCUUAUAUAACGACCUUCUUGAAUCUGCCGAACGUCGUACCGAUCAAAGAAACGUCACAAAUUGGUUAUAUCGAUCCGUCACCCGUUCUAGCGAUGAUCGGUAGCAUAACCCUCGGUUUUGGCGACGCUUCUUUCAACACUCAAAUUUACUCGUUACUCGGUCUUCUCUAUCCCAAAGAGAGCGCUCCUGCCUUCGCUCUCUUCAAAUUUUGCCAAUCGGUCGCGGCCGCGCUCAGCUUCGUUUACAGCGGUUAUCUUCCUCUUCAUGGACAAUUGUCUAUACUCUUUGUCACUCUUGUCCUCGGCACCGGGGCCUUUUUUUUCGUCGAACGCGCUCACAAGAGGUCCAAAAAUAUCAAUCAUAACCAAGAUAUUGAUCCUACGAUCACCGAUAGCGUCAGCAUUGAGGAUUAACCUUAAAAUCCCCUUGUAAACGUCCAAGAAACGUGAAAAAAUCCAAAAAAUUUCACGUGUCUCUCUUGGACUCUUGAUCACUCUACACGAUUCAAUUGUUUCUUGUUGUGACAAUAAAUAAUUGCGUACACUGGCUAUAGUGGCAAGAGUCCGUUUAUCGACCGCGCGUAACGAAUUUCGGUUGCUGCGUAAAUCAAAUUUUCAAGCAGUUUUGCCCUAUUAUGAAAAAUCUAACGCUUCCAUCCUUUCUAUUUAAUUGAAAAUUUGCUCGAAGAUAUGGAGCUGCGGAUUUAAUAAAUAUAUACGGGGGACACGAGUCGCUGAAAUGCCAAAUAAAUUCCAGCCCCCCGAUCAUUAGAUAUAAAUUCGCCAAAACUUGGUGAAAUCAUGAAACAAAAAAAUCGCAAUAAAUAUUAUAGGCGGUCGCUCUAAAUCCACAGCUAAAAAUCCAUAAAUUGGAUUCUAUAAGGUUGGCUUCCUAGUCGCAGUAUUUUCCGUAGACAAAAAAAAACAUGUGGGAUUGACCGAAAGGAAGAAAGUGCGUGUGCGUGUGCGUGUGCGUGUGUGAACGGCGGGGGGGGGGGGGGGAGAAGAGAGUGGACUUUCCGGGAGAUAAAUAUGCGAGAAUGGAUUAAAAAUACUAUAGUGAAAGUAUCCAAACUGCUAUUUUACCUUAUGAAAUGUUGUUUAUUUGUUCGAUUAAAAAUACAUUUCAAUACGUAUAUGUAUAUAUAUGAACCCGUAUAUUUUUACAUUUCUACAAAUCUCGCAGAAAAAAAACUUAAAAAAAAAAUUGACACACUGCAUGAGAGGAUACGAAAAUGGAUACACGUCGAGAACGUUCCAAAACCUAUUAUUCUUAUUGAUUUAUCUCUGUAAAUGAGGAAAUUAUAGCAACGAUAUAUCGAUUUAUAAUUUAUUAUCUAAGCAUGUCAAGUGCGAUGAGUUUUCUCGAUAUUGGACACCUAACAAGAAAUCCAAUUCGACGAGAAUGAGAGGAUUGUUAUACGGACUGAUAGCGAUAACGAAUGCCAACAUCUAUUGUUAAUUAUUAUGUACAUAUAUACGUGUAUGUAAGCUUUCAUUAAUUUAGCUGUAUAUAUUCGAGUUGACGUGAUCUGAUAUUUCUUUGACCUUUCGAGAUUUAGAGGUUUUCACUUCUGCGUCGAUGAUCCAUCAAACAAAAGAUGGAAAAAAAAAAAACAAUUAUAGGUAAUUCAAUUUUGAAUGGAAGAAAAAUAAAUGAAAGGAUUUGGCCUUGACCUAACUUUAAUCUGUAGUAUUACAUACGUCGUUCUUAUAAACUUUCAAAUCCAUGUAUGAAAUGAUGGAUCUAAUGUAGACAGGAACGAACUACGGGACGCCGCCAACGGCAAACAAUGAAAUCGUGCUUAUUUGAGGUUAUGUUACUAAAUUGCUUUGCGUUCCUCCAAAUGCGAGUGCUAAAUUCUUACAUUUAUCGAAGCCAAUUAAAAAAAAAUUAAAUUCUUUUUGGAGAAUAUUGAACAGUUUGUGAAUCCAUGAUUUUCAAUUUCUAUGAUUUUUGCGAGUGUAUCGUUAUUAAUAUUCGUCAGAUUAGAAAAAAGUACUUUUAUACAAAUCAAUACAAACAAUUUAUAAAAUCAGUGCAUCGAACUUUACAUUGAUGUACCUUAUUAUAUAUAAUAUAGUUGACCGCUCGUUUCUGACUGCGGUGUCGAGUAUCCGUGCGUGCAUAUUACCUAUAAACGAACGUUCGCACUCGUGUCGAGUAAUGAUAACAAAUGGUUAAUACACGUUAUAUAAUAAAUACUACUAUAUAUUUGCUCAACGAAGACAAAGAAAAUCAACGAUCGGCAUCGGGACAGAGAAAAAAAUCAGAUCUGUAGCCCGUUGUUCAUGUACGUAUACCUACAAUAAUAUCAAUAUACACAUUCCAUGAGCUGCUGUUGAAAGCUUUCGAUAUUUUAACGUUGAUCGUUUUCUCGUUGAAACUUUGUAAUAAAUAUAUAUUUUUUUCACGUUGGAUGAAUAACUUACGUAUUUUUAACUUGAAUUAGGUGAAAUUGUGCAAUAUAAAUACAAUAAUAUUGGUUAUAAUAUAUUUGUAACGGCGAUUGUGGUAUAUUUAUAACCAAAAAUACUCUGUACGAAUAAAGCGACAAUUUAUAUUACUUCAAUACGUAAAAAUUGGCCCGAAAAUGAGAAGAGAGAAAAACAGCGAAAGUGAGGUCUGUUAUUGGACAUAUUUGACCUUCAACUUUCUUCAGUGUUUUGACAUUGCUGCUUCGAUGCUCGGAGCCUGUGAGCCGGAAUAUUCGUUUGUUAUUGAAAAACUUCGUCAUACGGAAUUAAGCUCGGAUUUUUAACACUUUUCGUUUGAUCCCGAAAGGCUCGUGCAUAUGGUGAGGCAAAAAGUAAGGAAACGGGCGGGCUCGGAUAAAGGUCAAUCAAAAGUAGAGAGUACAAUUUUCCGUUUGUCUGCGGAUAAUGCAACCGAUGGUGAAACAUAAUAACGUCGAGCCAUAUUUUAUGAUGCUUUGAAAAUGCAAUAAUAAAGGAUUGAUCGAGAAAAACAGAA